Cryptomeria japonica (Japanese cedar) is the source of this 723-nucleotide messenger RNA. Its product is annotated as transcription factor SMP1-like. Gene Ontology annotation, molecular function: DNA-binding transcription factor activity, RNA polymerase II-specific; RNA polymerase II cis-regulatory region sequence-specific DNA binding; protein dimerization activity. NCBI's taxonomy places the organism in Eukaryota, Viridiplantae, Streptophyta, Pinopsida, Cupressales, Cupressaceae. Gene Ontology annotation, biological process: regulation of transcription by RNA polymerase II. The record is from RefSeq and is a predicted model, not a curated record. The transcript has a single exon. Bases 1 to 723 code for a protein of 240 amino acids.
AUGGGAAAGAAAAAGAUUCCCAUUACUUUCGUUGAAGAUCCAGUGAAACGCAAAAUUCAUUUCCAUAAGAGGGUCCAUGGAUUAUUCAAGAAACUUCAUGAACUAUCUGUUCUUUGCGGAGCUCCGAUGUGUUUGAUUGUUGAAGAUGAAAAUAAAAAUUCAUAUUGCUAUAAAACUGAUUCAGGAGGACAUGCCAAGCUCAUUGCUGCUGAAUAUGACAAGCUCAACGUAUCAGAUAAGGUGAAGGUUUACAAUCCUUCAACAAGAACCUUCCAUAACAAGCUUAAAGUUGUCCGUGAAUUGGAAGACCAUGAUCAAGGGAUGAUUGCACUACAAAAUGCAACUGCUGAAGUAGCUACAGUUGUUCAUGGCGCCGAGGAAGUACAACUGCAUGGUGAUGGUAAUCUUCAUUCUGCACAUCCAGGGAAUGAAGAUGAAUUCACUAUAGAAUGGCUUGAAAAAAUUCUUUUGUCUGAAGAUGACGACAAGGAUGGACAUAAUCCCUCUCUUCCUAGACAUAACAAGCUUGAAGAUCAAGGGAUAAUUGAGGAGUCCUUCUGUGCAGCUGCACUACAAAAUACAACUGUUGCAGCAGCUACAGUUGUUCAUGGCACCAAGGAAGUACAACUGCUUGAUGAUAGUGAUAUUCAUUCUGCACAUCCAGGGAAUGAAGAUCAAUUGACUAUGGAAUGGCUUGAAAACUUUCUUUUUGUCGGAUCAUGA